This is a messenger RNA of Linderina pennispora, 871 nucleotides long. Its product is annotated as translationally-controlled tumor protein. NCBI's taxonomy places the organism in Eukaryota, Fungi, Kickxellomycota, Kickxellomycetes, Kickxellales, Kickxellaceae. The transcript is spliced from 2 exons. Gene Ontology annotation, molecular function: calcium ion binding. Bases 300 to 800 code for a protein of 166 amino acids. Gene Ontology annotation, cellular component: cytoplasm. The record is from RefSeq and is a predicted model, not a curated record.
UGGGUCGUGCCCGAUUCAUUGGCGUUCAAGAACGCGCAGACGCUGCUUGGCCUGCCGGUCCCGGCUCAGAGGCUUGUGCCCAAGUACCAGUGACCGACAAAUCCGAGCCGAGCCGUGCCAUGGCUUUUAUUAGUGGGAUGAAAAUUUUUUCUCUCGAUCGGGGAUUGUGCGAGCCGAUGGUCUCCCCAAAAAAAUUUACUCGGCCUACCCGAUCCUGAGCUGCUCGCCCCUUCGUCCCUUUUGCCUUACGUUUCUUGUCGCUCUCUAAUUUACAGUCGGUAACGCAACUAAAUCACAAAAUGCUUCUGUAUAACGAUAUCAUCUCUGGUGACGAGCUCUUCUCGGAUGCCUACCCCAUCACCGAGGUCCCGGGUGCCUUCGAGGUCGACUGCGCCAUGGUCCAGACCGGUGGCGAUGUCAUCGAUAUCGGUGCCAACCCCUCGGCUGAGGACGGUGAGGAGGCCCUCGAGGAUGGUGUCGAGACCGUGAACAACGUUGUGCACUCGUUCCGCCUGGUCGAGACCCAGUUCGACAAGAAGUCGUACAUGGUCUACAUCAAGGGCUACAUGAAGGCUGUUGCCGCCAAGCUCGAGGAGACCAACCCUGAGCGCGUCGAGGGCUUCAAGAAGGACGCCGCUACCCUGGUCAAGAAGAUCCUGUCCAACAUCAAGGACUACGAGUUCUACACUGGCGAGUCCAUGGACCCGGAUGGCAUGGUUGCCCUGCUCAACUACCGUGCCGAUGGUGUCACCCCGUACUUCACCUUCUUCGCUGACGGUGUCAAGGCCCAGAAGCUCUAAAUUUCCCUCGCUAUCCUAACCAUUUUCUGAUAAAUAUACACUGGUUUAUCAGAAACACAGCACGCCCCCCU